Molecule: messenger RNA, 4501 nt
Organism: Scleropages formosus (Asian bonytongue)
Lineage: Eukaryota; Metazoa; Chordata; Actinopteri; Osteoglossiformes; Osteoglossidae
Product: synaptotagmin III
Exons: 12
Coding region: 276-1994 (572 amino acids)
Biological process (GO): calcium-ion regulated exocytosis
Cellular component (GO): exocytic vesicle; plasma membrane
Molecular function (GO): calcium-dependent phospholipid binding; clathrin binding; phosphatidylserine binding
Source: RefSeq, a predicted model, not a curated record
GAGCGGCCCGCCAGGAGCUCCAGGCUCCUCCUGCAUCCAUCCACCUUCCGCUCCGUGCUGCGCGCCGUGUCGCGCCGUCCUCUGCAGAGUCUGGAGACGGGAGCGGCACGAGCGCAGAAGAGCGGAGCGCAUCGUUGAAGAGUCAUCGGUGCAGGAGGAGCAGGACGGAGGAAAGAAAGAGGCGCUCAUCGUCGUCAUCCGCGUCGUCCUCUUCAUGUGAGCCCCACCGAGAGACUGGCGUUCCCCCUCGGGGGUGGGGCCAUGCUCAUUGGACGAUGUCGGGGGACUGGGAUGAAGACCUCUGCAAGAAAGCCCUCGUGCUGGUGGAGGAGCUGUGCUUCCACGCACCGGGCGGCUACAGCCACAACGAGCGCUGCCAGGAGUUCAGCUACAUGCUCAGGGGCCGCAACCGUCAGGUGGACACAGAGAUCUCUGUGAGCCUGCUCUCCGUCAUCGUGACGUUCUGCGGCAUUGUCCUGCUUUCAGUUUCCCUCUUUGUGUCCUGGAAGCUGUGCUGGCUGCCAUGGCGAGACAAGGAGGGUGGGGGGCUCAGCCUGACCUCUGGCCUCCUGCCAGGGGGCACCGGCCUGGGAAGCUCCUCGCUGCUGCCCCCCCUCCUGCACAGGAAAGACACACACUCCUCCUCCUCGCUGUACCCCUCGCUUUCUCAGCCCAGCCAGCACCACCCCCACUUCUCGGACCUGCUGGGCAUGGAGAGGGGUGACAUUGUGGCGGGGGGGCCGGAGAGGACCCCCGCUGGAGGCGUGUUAGGUGGCGCACAGGAGAUGCAGGAACACGCCUACCUGGACAUGGACUGCUAUCCCAGCUCAGCUGGAGGGGGGCUCAAGCUGAGCCAGACGUCCCCAGAGCUCCCCCCGGUGUCGGAGUGCGGCGCCGCCCUGCAGGCCCACAGGGAACUGCCCAGCGCUCACUCUCAGCACCAGGUCUCCAGCCGGCCUCGGCCCAUGAGCCACCAGCUCUCGAGCCCCGAUUUCCACGGUGACGAGAAGAGUGAGCAGGUGACGAGCAUCGGCCAGAUCAAGCCGGAGUUGUACCGACCGCGGCAGGCGGAGCAGGAGGAGGGCAAGGGGGAGGGCACCUGUGGAAAAAUCAGCUUCCUCCUGCGCUACGCCUUCAACACGGAGCAGUUAGUUGUCAAGAUCCUGAAAGCGCUCGACUUACCGGCGAAAGAUGCCAAUGGCUUCUCGGACCCCUACGUCAAGAUCUACUUGCUGCCAGACAGGAAGAAGAAAUUUCAGACUAAGGUCCACAGGAAGACUCUGAAUCCCAUUUUCAACGAGACCUUCCAGUUUUGUGUGCCUCUAGCUGAACUUCCCUCCCGCAAGCUGCACUUUUCUGUGUACGACUUUGACCGCUUCUCGAGACAUGACCUCAUUGGGCAGGUGGUGGUGGACAACCUCCUGGACUUCAGUGAGGGGACAGGAGAGAAGCCCGUGUGGAGAGACAUCAUUGAGGGUACAGCGGAGAAGGCUGACCUGGGAGAGCUGAAUUUCUCACUGUGCUACCUGCCAACUGCCGGCAGGCUCACGGCCACCAUCAUAAAGGCCACCAACCUGAAGGCCAUGGACCUCACCGGCUUCUCAGACCCCUACGUCAAAGCAUCCUUGAUCUGUGAGGGACGGAGACUGAAGAAGAGGAAGACAUCCAUCAAGAAGAACACCCUCAACCCCAGCUACAACGAGGCUCUGGUGUUCGACAUCCCUCACGAGAAUAUUGACAGCGUGUCGCUCAUCAUUGCUGUCAUGGACUACGAUUGCAUUGGCCACAACGAGGUGAUAGGAAUGUGUCGGGUGGGCGGCGAUGCUGAGGGGCCUGGCAGGGAGCACUGGGCAGCCAUGCUGGCCAACCCUCGAAAGCCCAUUGAGCACUGGCACCAGCUGGUGGAGGAGAAGACCAUGAACACGUAUGUGUCCAAGAGUGCCACGGCCUCCAAUAAGCCCCACAUCGUGGUGGACAGCCCUCACUCAGAGUAGCGGGGGACAGACAGAGACCUCCUGUGUGCGCCCUGUUCCCCGUGUCCCGGUCCUGUCCUUGUCUGUGCUUCCCUGUCCGUCAAAAAGAGACACGGUCGGAUGUCCACAGGAGCUUCGUUGCCCUUCGGUUCUUUGGUUCUGCUUCUAUGAACAAAGCUUCUUGACAAGAAAGGAGGAGUAUGAUGUCAUCUCAGGAGCCCAGAGCAACCUCAGCAGGCGAUGAAUGUGAAUCGUCAUGCACACACACACACACACACACACACACACAUACACAUGCACACACGCACCAUUACCUGUUGGUAGUGUUUUUUUCCCCCAGGAUGUGUGUCUUGUCCACUGACUGGUGAGUUGUCCACACAUUCCUUACAGCGCUGGUUUCUCCUUUGUCCAACAUGUCCCACAACCUUGCUUCAUUCAUUCUUCCUCCCACUGCCUGCAUUCUGAGACUGACUUGCUGACACGGUCGUCUGUUUUCGGAUGUCCCCCCACCGUCCCCCGCGUGGGUCAUGCUCACAGCGCUCGGACAUCUGAUGGAGAAACGGGAAGAACAUGUUCCUUCUGCAUCUACAUCUUCAUCGCAUGGCACCAGCAAGUCUAUCCAGCACCUUCAGCACAUUUACAGACCCGUUUUUAUCCAUGCUGUGAAGCAGCUUUGUUCAAGCAGCUUCCUGUGUGUUCGCCGUGGACAUAACAGAGGAAUUGAGCGCUUGCAGCAGGUCCCCUGUCCUCACUCGCUGUCCCUCACGGACUCUGCUGGACUUCUCUGCGUAGGAUGCUGGUGGACUCUGGGGUCUGUGACCAUGUGGACAGGGUCACAUGCAGGUCUGAGGGUGAGGCUGUGCUGCUCUGCUCCGCCAGGACAUAUUUUGGACAGGCGACUUCGUAUGAAAAGGGGGGCCUGAGCUCCGUGUUCCUUGACGUGUGUACCUGUGUCUGAUUUCUCUCCGUACUCGUGCGUCUCCGUGCCUCUUGGUGUGUUGCUCUGCUGUGACCUUGUUUCCUUGUGUGCGACACGCGUGUCGUGUUCUCGUUGCCCUCUCCGACGUGUCUCCCUUCGUGUCGGCUCUGUGUCCUAGAGGGCCCUGUGUGCCUGUAGAGCUGUGUACUGCUGUGUGUGUAGAGGUCAGUGUGGCUCAGAGUCAAAGCAGAGCCAACGGCCGCAGCGUCUCAGGACCGAACCAUCGAGCUAGGCCGCUCUGAGUCAAAGGUUAGUGCUGGAACCCGGGCGUCGAGGUAUGGGCGCAUCAUGCUGCCUUCCUCCACUGGACAACGCCAGGUGGACGUGGUUUUGGAAACACGUGCAUCCCGUUUGCCACACUGCAUGUGGACAUGUUUACAGCAGCACGACUGUUGUUCAUUCCAUGCAGGGAUCGUCACGAGUCCUUCUGUAAGAACAGUGUGAGCGGCCUGGUUCUCCUAUCGAGGGUGAUGGUGAACAGUUUCCAUGGCAACUAUAGUCUAGCUGCUGUAUUCCCGAGUGCUUUCCCUUUCCUUUUCAAGGGACUUUCUCAAAGCGGAAACGAGCUCUCCGGGUUUUGCUAACGGGUGCGAAUGGUUGGCGCUCGGCCGAGAACAAUGCUGACGGUGGCUGUGACCAACCUGCAAUAAAGGAAAUGUGGAGAAAUGGCCUUGUGUGUGAGUGUGCGUGUCCACGCUACGUCACACAUCGUCACGACCGGCACUCUACACUUAAUAAGAUUUCACAGUACUUGUAGCUGCCAGUCCUGGCUCUUUAUGCUCAGUUCUGUUCCCAUGAUGCUCUUCUUCUGCCCACCUGCUGCGAGUUACCACACACCUGACACAUACUGCUUUCUGCACAAAGAAAUGUAUGCGGGAAUGAAAGACACCAAGUGGCAGCACCUCCUCGCAGUGACUUGCUUAAAAAAUUAGUAAAAUUCGGCAGGACGAGCAAGGGACUCGUGAGCGACGUCUCGCUCUCUCACUGCGUUCCUCUUGGAAAUGGUGCAGGGGGGCAGGCGGUGCGAGUGCUGCGUGGCGGGAUGCUGGCCAGGUGCAGACAGGAGGCUAACGCACUUACAUUAUUUAUGACCAUGGGUGCUGUUUCCAUAAAAAGCACUCCCUGUGUGUUUAAAGAAAAUCACUUAUUUGGAAAGGCAGAGAUGCAGUGCAGAGAGGCGUGAACGAGAGGGGGGAGAAUGAGAGAGGGGGCCAGAGAUGGGGGGAGAACGAGGGGGGUUGGGGAAAUAAAGGCACCUGCAUCCUCAGCUGGAGGGAAACUGAGAAAAAUGACAAUAAGCAAAACAGAAAGUGUCUGUUGAGGAAGCCACACAGCGGUGCAAAGAUGUGUACUUGUGUGUGGCUCUGAGGCUCUGUGUGCUGGACAGCUCCGUAGACAGAGUGCGCUAUUGAAGAACAGGUACGAACGAGAGUCUCGGUGCUGCUCUUGUUUACUUCACAAAGACCGCGGUGUUACCGCUGUACGCGAGGCCCCGGUUCGGAAACUCGGUUUGAAAUGAGUAAAAGGCGCACGAAAGACACACGGCUUC